AUGCGUAGAUAUUUUUCAAAGCCUGUCCACUGGGCGUUUACCCUGCGCCCAUCAUGGAUUCGAUCCUGCUGGCUAACUAUCAUUGGCGGAGAGGAGAUAUGCAGACCCAAUCGACCCAGAGCCCCUGACCGACGAGGACCCAUACGAUGGCAGAGCACGAGCCCUGUCGUUGGUGAACUCUCAUCCACCAUAUAUGCAUUGUCAACGGCACCCGGACGGGCCGCUAUUGCGAUCAUUCGCGUCUCUGGACCGGGCUGCGUUCAGAUAUAUAAGGCGCUGUGCCCUAAAAGUCCGCUUCCGACACCUCGAGUCGCAAGCCUUCACACACUUUACGAUCCUUUGCUGCGCCCUUCAAUCAACACCAUCCUUGACAGAGCAAUGGUGUUGUACUUCCCAGCACCAAAGACUGUCACUGGGGAGGAUCUCCUUGAACUUCAUGUCCAUGGUGGCCCUGCUGUGGUAAAAGCUGUCCUCAAUGCGAUUCCCCGAUGCGCAAAAGUUGAUUUUACGGGGAGUAACUUCCCACUGAGCAUCCGAUACGCAGAACCGGGAGAGUUCACCCGUCGUGCAUUUCUUAAUGACCGUUUAUCUUUACCCCAAAUCGAGGCACUCAGCAAUACCCUUUCCGCGGAGACGGAGCAGCAACGUCGUUUAGCUAUUCGAGGAACAAGCGAUGCUCUUGCAACCAGAUACGAGCGUUGGCACCAGCAACUAAUUUCCGCACGCGGUGAAAUGGAGGCUUUGAUUGACUUCUCGGAGGAUCAGCAUUUCGAUGAGUCUGCCGAAGAAUUCGUGUUGUCUGUUACUGACGAAGUUCGAAAUUUGGUUCGGCAAAUUAACCUGCACGUUGAAAAUGCGUCCAAGGGUGAAUUGUUGCGGAACGGAAUUAAGGUUGCCCUUCUUGGGGCUCCUAACGCCGGCAAAAGCUCGCUGUUGAACAGAAUUGUAGGAAGAGAAGCAGCCAUCGUGAGCAGUGAGGAAGGUACUACAAGGGAUAUCGUAGAUGUUGGCGUCGACAUCGGGGGAUUUUUCUGCAAGUUUGGAGAUAUGGCCGGAUUGCGACCUGAUCAUUCUGCCCAGGUUGGCCAGAUGCCCAUCGGUGCAGUGGAAAAGGAAGGGAUUCGAAGGGCAAAGGCCCGCGCGUUGGAAUCAGAUGUCGUCAUCGUGGUUCUUUCGGUAGAAGAAUGCGACGGUGGGACGAGCGCGAAGCUGGUCCUUGAGCCUGAGGUUGUUGAUGCCGUUCGAAGCUGUCUCACCUUGGGGAAGAACGUGAUUGUGGCGGUUAAUAAGGUAGACAAAUGUACGACAUCCACGAUUACGGCUGGAACGCGGGAGGGUUUUUUCGGUCGCUUGGCAAAGGAAAUUCGUUCCAAAUUUCCCCACGUGGCGGAAGAUCAGAUAAUUCUAAUCUCAUGCCGGGAGGCCGAGAACGAGCAAUCUGAAACUCCCGACCCCGGGAAUAUACAAACUCUACUUGGUGGAUUAAUUCGCACAUUUAAAAAGAUUUCAACACCAGCUGAAUUGGAAAAUGAAGGCGAUCAAUUUGAUCAAUUAUAUUGGCAAGACUCUUUGGGAGUCACACAUCGGCAAAGUUCUAAUCUACAAAAAUGUGUCCAGCACUUAAACGACUUUCUAUCCCAAACCGAGCAAACUCCUGAAAAUGCUGAAAACGCUGAACAAAUUGAGUUGAACAUCGACAUCGUAACGGCGGCAGAACAUCUGCGAUUUGCGGCUGAUUGUCUAGCGAAAAUCACAGGUCGAGGUGAAAGUGGAGACGUGGAGGAUGUCCUAGGGGUGGUGUUCGAAAAGUAA
Paracoccidioides lutzii Pb01 is the source of this 1812-nucleotide messenger RNA. Its product is annotated as tRNA modification GTPase GTPBP3. Gene Ontology annotation, cellular component: cytoplasm; mitochondrion. Bases 1 to 1812 code for a protein of 603 amino acids. The transcript is spliced from 2 exons. Gene Ontology annotation, molecular function: GTPase activity; protein binding; GTP binding. The record is from RefSeq and is a predicted model, not a curated record. Gene Ontology annotation, biological process: tRNA wobble uridine modification; tRNA methylation.